CUCUAAAAUCUCCGAGGCAUUUGAUCGAACACCUUCAUGGCGUCCAUGGGUUCCAUACCAUUUGUGAUCGAUCACAAUGCAAUCCGUCAAUACUGGAUCCCCUCGUCCUUAAAUUUCCGACCCAGAAAAUCGCUUACUGAUUUGAUAUUUGUAUGUGAUGGUGGUAAUGCUGCCGCUGGUGGAAGAGUACGGCGGAUCAAGGCAACCGGAGAAAGGAAGUCUGGUACGGAUGGAGGUCGUGAUUCGAAUGAUGCACUUCAAGCUACAAUUAAUGGAAGUACGAAGAAUUUUGCCAUGCAUAAAGACCUACAUCCCCAGAUAAUUGAAAGCACCACAAUCAACUCAGAAGAAGAGGGAAUUCUUUCUGAAGAAAGUGAAGAAACCUUAUUUUGGAGCAAGUUUCAAUCAGCUACAUCAAAUGGUACAUAUGAGAAGUCCAAGAAUACAAGUGAAUCAAUACCAGAUGAAGAGACUGAUGAUCCUGCAAGUGAUGAUGUCGAAUCUCCUCCAUUAGCUGGUCCAAAUGUAAUGAAUGUUAUAUUGGUUGCUGCGGAAUGUGCUCCCUGGUCGAAAACAGGCGGCCUUGGAGACGUUGCUGGCGCUUUACCAAAGGCUUUGGCUCAACGUGGGCAUAGAGUAAUGGUAGUGGUACCGCUCUAUGGUGAUUAUGUUGAACCUCAAGAUACAGGAAUUAGGAGACGAUACAACGUUGAUGGGGAGGAGGUGGAGGUGCAGUACUUUCAAACAUAUAUCGAUGGUGUAGAUUUCGUUUUUAUUGGAUCUCACAUGUUUAACAACUUGGGAAGUAAUAUAUAUGGAGGAAAUCGCGAGGAUAUUCUUCGACGCAUGGUUUUAUUUUGCAAAGCAGCCGUUGAGGUUCCGUGGUAUGUGCCUUGUGGCGGAGUCUGCUAUGGAGACGGAAAUUUGGUUUUCAUUGCAAACGAUUGGCAUACCGCGUUGUUACCGGUUUAUCUAAAAGCAUAUUAUCGUGACAACGGAUUAAUGCGAUACACAAGAUCUGUUCUUGUGAUUCAUAACAUAGCUCAUCAGGGUCGUGGUCCAGUGGCUGAUUUUGGUCAUGUGGAUCUACCAACGCACUACUUGGAUCUUUUUCGAUUGUACGAUCCUGUGGGUGGUGAGCACUUCAACAUCUUUGCUGCGGGUCUCAAAACCGCCGAUCGUGUAGUUACCGUGAGUCAUGGAUACGCGUGGGAACUAAAGACCAUUGAGGGCGGGUGGGGACUACACGGAAUUAUUAGCGAAAACGAUUGGAAACUGAGAGGUAUCGUCAACGGAAUUGAUAUGAAACAUUGGAACCCUGAACUCGACGUUCACUUGACAUCCGAUGGUUACACUAAUUACUCUCUAGAGACUCUCGAUAUCGGGAAGCCACAAUGCAAAGCAGCACUUCAGAAAGAGCUCGGGUUACCGGUUCGCGAUGAUGUUCCCUUAAUCGGUUUCAUCGGACGACUUGAUGUUCAAAAAGGCGUCGACUUGAUAGCCGAGUGUGUUCCGUGGAUGGUCGACCAGGAUGUGCAACUCGUCAUGUUAGGGACCGGGAGACCGGACCUCGAACAGAUGCUUAGGCAGAUGGAGAGCCAGCACAAUGACAAAAUCCGAGGAUGGGUUGGUUUCUCGGUCAAAACUGCUCAUCGGAUAACUGCUGGUGUGGACAUAUUACUGAUGCCAUCAAGGUUCGAGCCGUGUGGGCUUAACCAACUCUAUGCUAUGAAUUAUGGAACCAUACCUGUUGUACAUGCUGUGGGUGGUUUGAGAGAUACAGUACAGCCGUUUGACCCUUACAAUGAAUCAGGAUUAGGAUGGACAUUUCACAAAGCCGAGGCUAGCGAGCUGAUCCAUGCACUCGGGAAUUGUUUGUUAACUUACCGGGAGUACAAGCAGAGUUGGGCGGGGAUUCAGCGGCGUGGAAUGACGCAAGACCUCGGUUGGGAUAAUGCUGCCCAUCGCUAUGAGGAAGUUUUCGUUGCUGCCAAGUACCAAUGGUAAGUUCGGUUCUGCUAAAGGCUUACAAUAAUCAGAAAAUCCCGAUAGAAACUAAAGGAGUAGAUUUAGGAAGAAAAAAGCCUAUGAAUCCAUGAAUCAUACCCUAAUGAUAUAUGUUGACUGGAUACAAUGCUUCAAAUUAUUAAAACCAAACCAGCCCAGUAUGUCCCACCCGAAGGUGGUUUUGGGGAGGGUAAGAUGUAAAUUGACCUCUACCUCAAAGAGUCGAGUAGUUGCUCAAACCAAAGCAGAUCAAACGAGCCCAUUAUGUCCCACUUGGAGGUGGGGUUUGGGGCUGAUUAGUUGGUUUUC
This is a messenger RNA of Cynara cardunculus var. scolymus (artichoke), 2316 nucleotides long. Its product is annotated as granule-bound starch synthase 2, chloroplastic/amyloplastic-like. Gene Ontology annotation, molecular function: alpha-1,4-glucan glucosyltransferase (UDP-glucose donor) activity. NCBI's taxonomy places the organism in Eukaryota, Viridiplantae, Streptophyta, Magnoliopsida, Asterales, Asteraceae. The record is from RefSeq and is a predicted model, not a curated record. Bases 37 to 2007 code for a protein of 656 amino acids. The transcript has 8 exons.